Molecule: messenger RNA, 1673 nt
Organism: Protobothrops mucrosquamatus (brown spotted pit viper)
Lineage: Eukaryota; Metazoa; Chordata; Lepidosauria; Squamata; Viperidae
Gene: ASRGL1
Product: asparaginase like 1
Exons: 7
Coding region: 68-1012 (314 amino acids)
Molecular function (GO): asparaginase activity
Source: RefSeq, a predicted model, not a curated record
UAAUGUGAUUUCUCUGGACAUCUUACUGGUCAGCUGCUGCACAAGAAACAGAAAAACAUUCAACAGCAUGAAGCCAGUUAUUGUUGUUCAUGGUGGAGCUGGUCGCAUCUUUAAAGAGCGGGAAGAUGGAAGUCGUUCUGGUGUCAUCAGAGCAGCAUUGAAAGGUUACAGUAUCCUUAAACAAGGAGGAACUGCAUUAGAUGCAGUUGAAGAAGCUGUGGUAUUAAUGGAAGAUGAUCCACAUUUUAAUGCAGGUUGUGGCUCUGUGUUAAAUGAGAAGGGUGAAGUAGAAAUGGAUGCUAUUAUCAUGGAUGGGAAAAAUCUAGCCUCAGGAGCAGUAUCAGCCGUGAAAUGUAUUUCUAACCCAAUAAAGCUUGCUCGUCUUGUAAUGGAAAAGACGGACCACAUGUUGCUGACUGACCAAGGGGCCUCUGCUUUUGCUAGGGCCAUGGGAAUUCCUGAGGUUCCUGGAGAAAAAUUAAUCACUGAAAGGUCAUUGGAGAGGUGGAAGAAAAACCUUGAGGCUGACUGGAACCCUCAAGAAUGUCAAAAAGACCUUGGAACAGUUGGAGCGGUUGCUAUCGACAGUGCAGGAAAUGUAGCUUGUGCAACAUCAACAGGAGGACUUACUAACAAACGGCUUGGCCGCGUUGGUGAUACAGCAUGCAUAGGAAGUGGUGGUUAUGCAGAUAAUAGCGUUGGUGCCACCUCCACCACUGGCCAUGGAGAGAGCAUUAUGAAAGUGAUUCUGGCAAGACUUACUCUUUACCAUAUGGAGCAAGGGAAAUCACCAGGAGAGGCUGCUGAUGCUGCUCUAGAUUGUAUGAAAACCAGAGUUGGAGGCUUAGGCGGCGUCAUUGUUAUUAGCAGUUCAGGGGAGUGGGCUGCUAAGUUCUCUACCAACCAGAUGUCCUGGGCUGUUGUGAAGGAUGACCAGCUACAGUCUGGCAUUUAUACUGGGGAGAGGAAUACACAGUCCGUUGAAGAAGCUCUUGCCUCCAUUGGAUCCUAGAAAUGAGGAAGGACACCCUCUCAGAAAAAGGCAAGCACUUUUUCCAGGGUUACUGCCUUGUGAGCAGAGAGUAUCCGAUCAGAAUUUUUAUUCUAGAUUAUGUAUGUUUAGUUCCUAUUUGUAUUUGAUUGAUCAAAUAAUUUUGACUCAUUAUGUAUUUUCAUUUUCAUUCUUCUGAAUAAAGGUUCUUCAGAAACUUGUAUUCGAUGGAAUUUCAUCAGCUUCUUGAUAUGUGAUACAUCUGCAUGGUGUCAAAUGAUAACUUGAAGAGUAUGCUUAUCAUUCAGAAAAUGAAUAUAAUUAUAGUAGAGGGGACUUUAUGUACUGGAAUAUCUGUAUGUCAUUAUCUCAUGUUUAUAAAUACAUUAAAAUAUAAACAUAAAGGAAAAAGCAAACUUAUUUAAUACUGAUUAAAGACAAGCAACUGAUAGAUCAAGUUUUGGGCUGUGGUCAUACCCACAGCUGGAGUAUGUUUUAUUGAACGCAAAGAGAGAGGUGGGUGUCAAGCCUACAUUGCACUAUUAAUUACUCUCUUUAACUAAACUUGAAUGGUUUUCUUUUAAGGCUUUCUCUAUGAAAUUACAAUAGUGUUUUAUGGAAAACCCAUUCUGAAACAUUAAGAAAUGAAAAUGAAAAAUGUGUUUCUCUGUAUAGAGAUUUU